AUGAAAAGUGAAUUUACUGUUUGGCUUGCACUGUUAUCAAUUAUUAGCAUUGAUCCAGCACACGGUACUGGCCACUAUGCCAUAUUAGCACCAAACGUCAUCAACUCGGGCCACCAAUAUCAAUUAUCUGUUUCAACGUUUGAUCUCAGUGACCCGCCCAAGUUGCAACUUUCAAUCAAAGGUGUUUCUGAUCAAGACAAACCUUUUAAAACAGAACAGCAAGUGCAAUUUAAAUCGAAUGAAACGAGGCUACUUGAAUUUAAUACUACGCAUUUGGAAUCCGGAGAUUACAAUUUAACGAUACGCUCCCUAUCCGGAACUGUUAUCAAUAGAACCAUCGAUCUUACCUACCGGAAAAGCAAAGAUCUAGUGCUGAUUCAAACAGAUAAACCAAUCUACAGACCGGGAAACAUAGUAAAAUUCCGUAUUCUAGUUUUGGACCAUCAAACAAGACCGCUGAGUAACCUACAGAAUAUUCGAGUUACGCUCUUCGAUCCAGAACAGAAUGAAAUCAAAGUGUGGCGAUCGGCGACCCUUCGCAAAGGAAUUUUCCAAUCCGAGCUGGAGAUCGCCAAUGAGCCGAAUGUUGGAAACUGGACCCUCACAGCAGAAGUUCGCGACGAAAGCUACUCACGAGUGUUUCCAGUUGAGGAGUACACUCUACCGAAUCACGAAAUAAGAAUCAACACUCCCAAAGUGAUCACGUUCGAUGAUAAAACUUUUACGGUGGAAAUUGAUGCUUGGUACACUUUUGGAAAACCUAUGAAAGGAGAUCUAAUCGUUAGUGUAGAAGGACUUCGAACAAGCAACGUAAUUUCUAAGAUCAACGGUCGCACAACUGUCAGUUUUGACGUGCCGACUGUACUCGCUCAGUCAGUUGAAAGAUCUCGCAAGUUCAUUCAAGUAGAUGUCAUCUUGAAGGAGAAACAUACAAAGAGAACAUUCAAUGCAACCAGUACGUUUCCUAUUUUUGAAACACUCUAUCAAAUACACAUGAAAAAAUCAUCCAAGUAUUUCAUACCGGGCAAAACGUACAUUUGUUGGAUUUCGAUCAGUAAUCAUCUCGGAGAGAUGUUAUCGUCUCAUGUGGGACAUCAAAUGAUAAUAAGUGUCGACUUUAACGGACCUAACAACUUUACUGAUACUGUUUUCUUGAAUCCAAGUCCAGCUGAUGAUGAAACAAGCUUACUUAUUCUUGAUAUUCCUUAUCAAGCUACGACUGCCGAACUAACCGUUAUUUACAAAGAAAGUAACCAGUUGUUCUUCCUCGAAAAGGAUCCGGCAAAUAGUUUACAAAUGUUCCAAGUUUCCAUACUUGACCGCAAGCCAGCGGUUGGCAAACCAAUAUCCAUACAAGUCCAAUCUGCAUCGCCACUUGGUCCGUUAGUUUAUCAAAUUUCUACAAUGCAUAAAAUCAAUCAAGUAGGAAGAAUCGAUUCACAAGGAAACACAAUGGUAACGUUCGAUAUUCCGGUGGAACCAGAAAUGAUUCCGGAACUAACCAUACAUGUCUACUCAAUCCAAAACGGAUUCCUUCUCACCGACAGUGUUUCCAUGCGGUUGCAUGCUCUGCCUAAUACGAUCGAAAUGACCGCAACAGAACAUCAAGUAAAGCCCGGUCAAAAAGUUGAAUUAACGAUUCAAUCAAAGCCCAACUCAUUAGUUGGACUGCUAGCGAUUGACAAACGAGCACUGCUGCUGAACCGAGACGGCAUACUUACACCGCAACUGGUAUUUGAACAGCUGAGUAAUACGGACGCCGAGGAAGCCGAUGAUGAUUCACAGCUCAACGACAUGAUCAUACUGAGUGACGCACAGCGCCCCAUCGCACUGACAUCCCGAUUUGGUAAUUACGACAUCGACGAAGAAGAUAGUUAUAUUUCCCCGCGAAAUAUUUUUACUGAAUCAUGGAUGUGGGACGACAUCAAGCAAGUUGGAGCAAAUGGCCAAUUAACCGUGCGAGACUAUGCACCGGACACACUAACCAGCUGGGAAAUAACCGCAUUUGCACUUCAUCCCGAAAAUGGUCUCGCUAUUCUAGAAUCACCGAUUGCGCUCAAGACUUUCAAACCAUUCUUCGUCAUGAUGAAUCUUCCAAACUCGAUCAAAAAGAGCGAGAUCGCCGUCAUCGAGGUUAGCUUGUUCAACUAUCUAGAAGAAAUGGUCUAUGUUGGUGUGACAUUGAAAAACACUCGGCAAGAGUUUGAACUUGUGGACAAUCACGGUCGAAAGGAUGCCAGCUAUCAAGCAAUCAAUGUGGUUGUUCCUCCGAAUUCAGCUAAAAGCACGAAGUUCUACAUUAAACCCAAAAAGAUGGGUAACAUUCUGGUGAAAGUAAUUGCUGCAGCAACUGAAGGAUCCGAUUCGGUUGAACGACUGCUUCGGAUUACUCCGGAGAGCUUGCCAUACCAGAAUACAAUCAAACGAUUUAUUCAAGUUGAAAAUUCAACACAACAAUUCAAGAACAUAAAAAUGAUAAUUCCACAACAUUUGGAUGCAGGUUCUGAGAAAAUUAAUUUCACCGUAUACGGUAAUUCGCCGAGUCUAGAAGUGAAGAAUCUAGCCAAUCAGAUUAGUCAACCAUCAGGCAAUGGAGAGCAGAAUAUUAUUCAAAUGAUUCCCAGUGUGGUUCUCUUGGAUAAUAUUGCUCACACUAAGUCUUAUGAUGAGUCCACAAGAAAAAUGGCUCAGCGCUAUGUAGAAAUGGGAUAUCAAAACCAGCUCAAGUACAAACGAAAUGACGGAUCAUUUAGUUUGUCUGGAAAUAAAGAUAGUUCUGGAAAUGUUUUCUUGACAGCAUUGGUAGUCAAAACUCUGAAGCAAGCCUCGGGUUUCAUAACAGUGGAUAAUAAAGUUAUCGAGAUGGCUUUCGACUGGCUUCAGAUGCAACAAAACAGUGACGGAUCUUUCAACGAGUGUCCGCAAAAGCAAAAUAAUGUACUGCAGCUGAAUCAUCGAAACAUAGUAACUCUAACCGCAUAUGUUUUGAUUGCCUUUUUGGAAAACCAGGAAGUUGCUAGGAAAUACGAAACUGUAAUUUCCAAAGGAGUUAAUUAUCUGCCAACUAACUAUAACGAGUUUGACUCCAUGUUCAAACUCUCUUUGGUUGCUUAUGCACUAAAAUUGGCAAAUCACACCAGAAAGCAGGCCGCCUUUGAGGAGUUGCUGCUAAUAUCCAAAAAUGACUACGCACAAUCAUUCCGCUGGUGGGAAGCAGGACCAGUCAGUAUCGAUACCACAGCCUAUGCUUUAUUAACAAUGCUCGGUGUUGGUAAUUUGCAAGAUUUGGAACCCAUUUUUAACUGGUUAGCUAGCAAACAGUACUAUUAUGGUGUAUACGAAAAUCCGCAAACAACCUUCGUUGGCCUGCAAGCUAUGUCCGAGUGGGCCAAAAAAAUGUCCCCUUCCCGAAACUCCUACGAGGUUACAGUAAAAUAUGGGCCAACACAAAAGUCCACAAUUGCAAUAAAUCCACUAACAACACUUACACCUCAAAAGCUUAUGUUACCUCACGAUAUUCGAACUAUCGAUGUGAUCAUUAGCGGAACUGGCAUUGGGGUUUUCGAGCUCGAGUAUAGCUAUUUUUCCAACAUCUUGAAUAUGCGCCCUCGGUUCGCUGUAACGGUUGAAACAUUGGAUGCAAGCCAGCACUACCUGGAUCUAAGGGUUUGUGCCAAGUUUUUACCCAAAGAGGCAUACGAAGAAACCGAUCUGGUUCUUAUGGAAAUCAUUUUUCCCAGUGGGUAUAUCGCUUUGGACGAUUCGGUUGAAGAGUUGGAAUCGUCGGAGAUAGUUCGAAAAGUUGCAACCAAACACGGGGAUACCUCAUUGUUGCUGUAUUUCGAUUCGCUUCCCAUCCACUACCAAUGUUUGAACGUGACGGGUUUCCGAGAAAAGGAUGUUCUGCAGCAAGUUCCCGGAUCCGUGAGGAUAUUUGACUUCUACGAUAACUCUCGUGUUGCCAUAGCGCAUUUCGAUGGAAAGGAGCUAACAGUGUGCGAUAGUUGUGACGAUGACUGAUCAACUCAAAAAACAAAUAUAAUCAGCAAAUCAACACAUAUUUUCGAACGAUUUUUUUCCAUGAUA
Molecule: messenger RNA, 4086 nt
Organism: Sabethes cyaneus
Lineage: Eukaryota; Metazoa; Arthropoda; Insecta; Diptera; Culicidae
Product: thioester-containing protein 1 allele R1-like
Exons: 10
Coding region: 1-4020 (1339 amino acids)
Cellular component (GO): extracellular region
Molecular function (GO): endopeptidase inhibitor activity
Source: RefSeq, a predicted model, not a curated record